CAACAGUGCUGGGAAGAGCUCAACGGCGGAUGUGGUUUCAAAGAGUUCGACGGUUUUUCGAGAACAGAAUGCAUUUGUAGGGAGACAACAGGCUUCUACGCUCAUGUUUGCUAGUUUCAAGGGAGAGGGAAGAAAGGAGUGAGUAGAAGUGUGCAAGAGAGAGAUGGAUAGAGCGAGGAAGGGAGGGAGGAGGAGUGAUCUGAUCGGAUCGGAUCGGAUGUCCUUCUCCGUCACUUGUCCCUCCAGCUGGCAAUCCUGGAUCGGCUACUUCCGAGACCAAGGCUUCGACUGCAUCGAUGCCAAUCUAGACUUUGAGCCCAAGACCGGAGGCGGGGGCGGGGCCGGGACGGGGAGCUCCUCGUCUAGCUCUGAAGGUGAUGGUGGAGCAGUGACUGGAAAGGUACAGGGAGAGGAGCACAAGAUUCUUGCUGAUGAGCUCACCUCUCAAAUCCGGCUAUCAUCACUACAGCGUUCCCCCCUCCUCUUCAUCCAUGCUGCCCCCUCCACCUCCUUACUCGGGCUCGGCUCUUCCUCGUCGUCCCCUUCUCCCAUCUCCAUCCUACACGCCCACCUCACCACCCGCCCGUUCAUCUCCGGUCUGAUAAUCGUCGAGAACAGUACUGGCGAAGCACUUUCCCAAGCUCAGAAAGUGGGAGAGGCAGCAGGAAGUGGGAGUGGGAGCGCAAGUGGGAGUGGGGAGAAGAUCUUAGAGGAGAUGAAGAGCAAGUUAGGUGGAAGAUUACUGGUCGUUAAGGAUAGCGAGGAGGGAAUUAAAGAGGGGGAGAGGUGGAUGGUGGAAAAGGGCUUCUGAUGAGGAGUAGAUCGUGAGGGGUGGAAGAUUGUUGAAGACUGUAAUGCAUCGCAUCGUAUCGUGUGAUAUCGUACCACAAUUCGGACAGUCGAGUCAGGGCAAGUCUUGGCAAAGGGCAUUGAUGUGAAUGGAUGGACAGCCGAGGGAGGAGGGCUCUACUCUAGGAUCGUCUGCUCUACGCUCUCGCCUCAUCUUACCA
Microstroma glucosiphilum is the source of this 1010-nucleotide messenger RNA. RefSeq lists its product as hypothetical. The coding region runs from base 164 to 811 and encodes 215 amino acids. The transcript has 2 exons. The record is from RefSeq and is a predicted model, not a curated record. Lineage: Eukaryota; Fungi; Basidiomycota; Exobasidiomycetes; Microstromatales; Microstromataceae.